AUGAACACGAAUAGAACGUUGAUACCGACAGACCCUCUGCCUCACUACAAGCAUGUCAACUGGGAACAACCCGACGUGAACUUCCGGAUGUACAUCGGAUACAUCUCCCUCUUCUUUGACGUUGGUGUCCUUGCCUACCACUUUUCUACACCCUUCCAUCCCAAGUUCUAUGUCAAGACCGCUCGUCGGAGAGCCCUUCGGCUUCACAUCUUGAGUGGCUGUCUCGAGAUCAUUGCCUGUGUGUGCGCAUAUUAUGCAAACGAUCCUACAAAUUACGCCUACGCGGCUGCAGCAUUCGGAGCCAUCGCUCACGUCCCCACAACUUUCUACCAGAUCCCCACUGUCCUCGGCAUCAAAGCCUUCCUGGUCCCCUCCCUCAGUCUGGUCACAGCCCUGCACGGAUAUUUCGCCAUCAACCUGGUUUUCAACCCCACUUCCUUCUACUACCUCCUCUCGACCUAUCUCACCGUUCACAUCUACGCCUGGUCCCGUGUCUUCUUUGCGCUCUAUUACCGGUUCAAGUUGUUUGAAAGUCAUCGCUUUUCGGCAGCCAUGUUGACAAGCGGCACACUCUUGGUUCCCUCAGUCCUCGGUCUUCAGGGCAACAUCAUCCUGGUGGUAUUUGUGCUGACAUGCGACGGUCUCAUCCGAUCCUACACGACCCCAGAAUUCUGGACUGCCUGGACAACUGAAAACCCUCGAGAACUGGCUACCGACCCCGAGAAGAAGGUCGUCCUUGAGGCCCUUAUCACUGCUGCCGAGAUUUCCAACACUGUCGAGUCCCUCUCUGCUCAGGACCCCAAGGACCACUACUCUCGUAUCUGUGCUACCGUCAUUACCGCCAACGCCCGCAACACCACCCCGCGCGAGAAGGCCCACGCCGUCUUCCGAGCCAUUGACGUCGACAGGGAUAACGAACUCAGUGUUACAGAGUUUAAGGAUUUCCUGAUCGCCUGCGGGAUCUCGCCUAAUGAUGGUGAGGGCCAGGUAUUGUUGGACGGUCUGUUCCAGGGUGGGAAGAUCACGACGGCUGAUGAAUUCUGCGCGUGGUUUACAAAGAGUUGGAUUCAUUCGUCGUCGCUUACUGUGCCAAAGUUGCCGAGUACCCCCAGAGGGCAGGCGAAACUGGUGUUUGAUGCGUUGGAUGCUGAUGGAUCUGGAAAGUUGGAUCUGGCAGAAUUGGAGACUUUGUUGUAUUCUUGGGGAUUGCCUCGCAAUGAGGCUGUUGGAUACUUGAAGUCGCACGAUAAGGAUCAAUCAGGCGCGAUCGAUUUCCAAGAGUUCCACAAGUCAAUGGACACAGUAUGGAAGUUUGCGAUUCAAUCCUUCAUCGAUGAGGGUAAGAUCCGCAUCGAUGCGUAG
Messenger RNA from Linnemannia hyalina, 1362 nucleotides. NCBI's taxonomy places the organism in Eukaryota, Fungi, Mortierellomycota, Mortierellomycetes, Mortierellales, Mortierellaceae. The record is from the annotation of a GenBank genome assembly.